Messenger RNA from Synchytrium microbalum, 2322 nucleotides. RefSeq lists its product as uncharacterized. Bases 1 to 2322 code for a protein of 773 amino acids. Gene Ontology annotation, cellular component: membrane. The transcript has 13 exons. Lineage: Eukaryota; Fungi; Chytridiomycota; Chytridiomycetes; Synchytriales; Synchytriaceae. The record is from RefSeq and is a predicted model, not a curated record. Gene Ontology annotation, molecular function: ATP hydrolysis activity; ABC-type transporter activity; ATP binding.
AUGUCUGAUAUCAAAAAGGAUUCAGUGGUGAAUAGCUCGUCCUGGGCCGUAACGGACGAUAGUCAGGUUCGACCUGCCUUCUUCUCAUUCAAGGACAUUGAUUGCAGAUUGAAGGUCCGAGGAGAGUGGAAGCAAUUGUUGCAACAUGUCAACGGUUACUGCAAACCUGGUGAAUCUUUGGCCAUUAUGGGUCCAUCUGGUGCUGGUAAAAGUACCUUGUUGGAUGUCAUUUCUUUCCGAAAAACUACUGGAGAAUGGACUCACGAUGUCCGCCUUAACGGAGCUCCAUUGACUCAACGAGAGUUCAUACAAAACAACGGUUACGUUACAUCUGAUGACUUGUUACCACCAGAAUUGACUACCCGUGAAGCUUUGGAAUUCUGUGCUGCUCUCCGUUUACCUGAAAACUGGACCGCAGAUGAGCGAAAAGCACGAGUUGAUGAUGUCUUGACAUUGAUGCAGCUCAACUAUGUCGAACACAACAAGAUCGGAUCUGCUUUGGUCCGUGGUUUGUCAACUGGUGAACGAAAGCGUGUUAACGUUGCCGUCGAAAUGUUGCCAGUAGCAUCAGUGUUGUUCUUGGACGAACCAACUACUGGUUUGGACAGUGCAACCGGUCGGGCUAUCAUUGAAAACGUCAACGAAGUCGUCCGUCUCCGUAAAUUAGCUUGCAUUGCCACGAUUCACCAGCCCUCAUACACCAUUUUGUCUCAAUUCGACAACCUUUUGCUUCUCUGCCCUGGUGGACAGACCUGUUACUUUGGUAAAACCGCUGAUGCCAUCUCCUACUUUGAACGAUUGGGCAUUCCAAUUAGUGGAAACCCAGCUGAAACAUAUGCCAACGAACAAGCCGGACGUGCAGACUUCCUCGUAGCCUCGUGGAACGCAUCUUCUGAAUGCUCAGCUCUGCAAAAGAGAGUCAACGAUAUUCACUCUGGUCAGGGCUCGAUCAACAACUAUGAAGCCUUCCACUUGAAACAGGCCACAGUGUGGGAAUCAAUGGGUUUCUACCAACUGGCUUCGAGUCGUCUCCAGUUCUACCACUUGUUUAUGCGUCAGUUGAGAAUUUACUGGAGAAACCCUCUUAUGUCUACAACUCGAUUCAUCUCCGCUAUUGUCGUUGGUCUCUUUUGUGGUGGUGCUUUCUAUGGUCAAGAUGCUGGUUUCUACGGUCACGUCGGAAAGGAUGCCCUUGGUUUCACUAUUACGCUUAUGGUCCCUGGAUUCGGUUCCGCUGCCAUUGCAUACUGGCUCGAACGUCGUAAAUCAUAUUACCAUGAGGAGGCCGCUGGUUACUACAACAAGCUUUGGUAUUUGCUAUCACAAUAUGUCGUCGAAGUGAUAUUCUCUGGCACCAUGUGCGCUUGUGUUGCAUUUAUCGCUCUCCCCAUGGCUGGAUUUGACAACAAGAACUUGGCCGAAUCUGGAUUUACCCUCUACCUUGAGGCCAUUUGUGUCUCAUCCCUGAACAUGAUCUGUGCUUACGUUGCCGGAUCUAUUCCAUACGCCAACGCUGCUUUCACCAUCCACUACUUCUUCUUCCUCUUCUGGACCAGUACAUACUGUCCCGACAACUUCAUCUUACCCAGAUCGUCACCCGUUAAAUACUUCUUCGCUUGGUUGUCAUAUGACCGUCUGUGGUUCUACCCUCUCAUGAGAAACGAAUAUCUCGGCCACCCAGUCACCUGUGCCAAGGAUGAACUGGUACCUCUUGAUGUCAACACUGCCUUAUACCAAGGAUUGGGUGAUACCACAAUGGCCAUGGCCGUUAAAGCUGCUCCCGCCUUGAACUCAACGAUCGCCCCUCUGAAGCACAUUGCCUUCGCUACAGCAGCUCAAAACGCCUCUCUCACUCAAUUGUUUACACUGGCCGGAAAUGUAAACAGUGCACAAGCCGCAUCAACCGGAGCUGCUGGCUUGUCUGCGACCACCCAGGCAUAUAUUACCUCUCAAUAUACUGCUGCAUCAAACGCCUACGCUAAAUUCGCUGGUAUCGAUGGAACCAACGCCGCUGCUGUUGCUCAAUCUGUUGCCCUCGCUAUUGAUGCCCAAAGCAACUUGGCAUUAGCUGGCCGUCUCAUCGCUGCUCCAGUACCAACAAUCGACUCAUGUCUAAUUACCGAUGGAGAGUCUGGUCUUGCAGCCAUCGUCGGAAUGGUCUUGUACACCACAUAUCCUAACGGCUCGAUCUCUGGCAAAGACGUCGACCACUGGGACGUCACCCCUAAUGGAUUAUUGUACGGUCUCCAAGUAGUCUAUGGUGCUUUCUACUUCGUCUUGGCAUGGGCUGCUCUCCGAUCUUGCAACUUCAGACAAAAGUAG